GGGACAGGAGACUAUCGGGCCGGGUCAAAGGUGAAGCUCAAGAUGGCGGCGGGUGAGGAGCAGGGGUCCGUGGAGGUGGCGCCGGAGACGCGAAGCUUCAAGGAGCUGGGGGUGACGGACGUGCUGUGUGAGGCUUGCGACCAGCUGGGCUGGAAGACGCCGACCAGGAUCCAGAUCGAGGCCGUUCCGGUAGCGCUGCAAGGUCGUGAUGUCAUCGGACUGGCAGAAACAGGUUCUGGGAAAACAGGAGCUUUUGCUUUGCCCAUACUUCAGGCACUAUUGGAAACACCCCAGCGAUUCUUUGCUCUUGUCCUUACACCAACCCGGGAGCUGGCUUUCCAGAUUUCAGAGCAGUUUGAAGCUCUGGGAUCUUCCAUUGGUGUCCAGAGUGCUGUUAUCGUGGGUGGAAUUGACAUGAUGUCUCAGUCUCUGGCAUUAGCCAAGAAGCCACAUGUUGUAAUUGCAACACCAGGCCGUCUGAUUGACCACCUGGAAAACACAAAGGGCUUUAACUUGCGAGCUCUCAAGUACCUGGUUAUGGAUGAAGCUGACCGAAUCCUCAACAUGGAUUUUGAGACAGAGGUGGAUAAGAUCCUGAAAGUGAUUCCUCGGGACAGGAAGACAUUUCUUUUUUCUGCCACCAUGACCAAGAAGGUGCAAAAACUCCAGCGUGCUGCUCUGAAGGACCCUGUAAAAUGUGCUGUUUCCUCCAAGUAUCAGACGGUUGAAAAACUGCAGCAGUAUUACAUUUUCAUCCCCUCCAAGUUCAAGGACAGUUACUUGGUUUAUAUUCUGAAUGAACUGGCUGGAAAUUCCUUUAUGAUAUUCUGCAGUACCUGCAAUAACACCCAGAGGACUGCUCUCGUGCUUCGUAAUUUGGGGUUCACUGCCAUCCCUCUCCAUGGACAAAUGAGUCAGAAUAAACGACUAGGGUCCCUGAACAAAUUCAAGGCAAAGACACGUUCCAUUCUGCUAGCUACAGAUGUUGCAAGCAGAGGUUUGGAUAUCCCACAUGUGGACGUGGUGAUAAACUUUGACAUUCCCACUCACUCAAAGGAUUACAUUCACCGUGUGGGGAGGACAGCUCGAGCUGGGCGAUCUGGCAAAUCCAUCACCUUCGUCACACAGUAUGAUGUUGAGCUGUUCCAGCGCAUUGAGCACCUGAUUGGCAAGAAGCUGCCAGCAUUCCCCACACAAGAGGAGGAGGUCAUGAUGCUGACAGAACGUGUGGCUGAAGCCCAGAGAUUUGCUCGCAUGGAACUGAGGGAGCAAGGAGAGAAAAAGAAACGAUCCCGAGAUGAGGUCAAUGACAACGACGACACGGAAGCAGCCACAGGGGUCAGGAACAAGGUGGCUGGUGGGAAAAAGAAGAAAAGGAAAUUGCAUUAGCUUCACACUUAAAUGUUUUUUUACCACCUUCUCUCAGGCUGCCUGGGUUGUGGGGAGUCAGUGUAGUAAGCUGUAUCCCUAGCAAACUAAAAAGCUCUGGAAUUGCCCAUCUUUGAUUGGUAGUUCAUCUGGAAAGAUGUCUGUAUCACUUACUUCACCAGCACCUUCAUCAGUUGCAGGCUGAACCCAUAUCUUGGUAGUACUCUGGAAUCAGCUUCCCUUCAAAGGGUAAACAUUUUGGUGAUGUUGAUUCCCUGUCUAGUCCUGCAGCUGAGCUGUCCAUAUGGUUCUGGAAGUAGCUGUGUCUUUACACAGGGCUGAAUAAGAAAUACAGGCCUGUAAGAAAAGACUAGCAAGGUGGGGAAAGUCUCUUGUUCACUUGCCAUCCAGAUUCUUGGGAACACCUCUUCUCUCAGAACUUUUUAUAGAAACAAUGUGGGGGGAAGACUCCUUAGUCUCCUAGGCAUGGAUAAGGCAUUGCGAUACAGGAUGCUGACCUUUGACAGAAAGGUUCUUGCUCUAGAGAAAAUUGCAAAUAUAGUUUGGUUGUAAAAAAAAAAAAAAAAAAAAAAAAAAAAAAAUAUCUUUGGGUUUGUCUUAUAUCUUGUUUUGCUAUUUCUGCUAGCUUCCAAAGCCAUCUGUUCUAUAAAGCUUCCUUCCUUUUAUGUCAAAUUUCCUACAGUGCACCUACACAUGUACAUAUUUAAUUUGAGCCAUCACAGUGCCUUCUGUGGCAGUGAUGUUUUAGGCACCCUAGUGCACUGUUCCCAACCCCCCAUUCCCCAGCUUCAGUGUAAACACAGCUUCCAGCCACAGAGGAGCUGCACUGGGUCUGGGAAGCUGGAAGUUGCUUCUACAUUGCUGCCAUUAUUCCGCUGCCCAGCCCUAACACAGCUCCACUUUGGUUGGAAGCUGCACAUAAUAACACAGACUUGGGGAGGGGGAGGAAGGGUGGAGAGAAGUGGCAGCAGCGUGGACACAGUUUCCAGUUUCCCAGCCCCUGGCACAGAUUCCAGCUGAUUGGUCCCCAGCACAGUUCUUUGAUGCUCAGCCCCAGUGUGGGCACAGGCACAGACAAAGCUCUGUAGACUGAGUCCAGUGGCUCUGCAGAUCCUAUGUUGUCAACUCAAGCUUUGUUUUAAGUCAUCGUAAGCCUUUCUCCUUUGUAUAGUAAUAUCUGAAAGCCAACACAAGGGGGCACAGUUUACAUAAUUAAGUAGCAAUGCCCUGUGUCCUGAAGUAGCUGUAAAAAGCCCUCUGAUGCUAUUUUUCCUCUUAACAUUUUAGUAUUAAAUUUAAGGGAGCACAAGAGAAUUUCUCUAAAAGUGGAAGAACAGACCAGGAGAUUUGUGCUAAUAUGAGCAAAUAAGAACUGUAGUCAUUAACUGUCUUUAAAAAAAAAAAGGGGAGGGGUGAGGGGGGGCUACUUUGUGAGCAAUUAAAUAAUAAACCUGUGUAAUUAAAAAUGGUAAGACCCUGGAGCUUGAGUUUUAUAGGCAAUUCUGACUUUCAAAAGACAGUAAUUCCAAACUGGAAUAAAAAUAACAUUUCCUAGGGAAUGAAAAUUCUAGAUGCCUUCUGAGCCAAGGCCAGCAAAAUGUUUUCCAAUCAUGUCAAAGCAUAAUAUAAAACACUUAAAAUGUUACUAUGUAUUAUCAGAAUUUUUUAACUUGUUGAAUAUUUUAUCAGUUGGCACAUUAUUCCACAAAGUGUUUGGAGUAAAACUGUGUUUUCUAAUACAGGAAA
Molecule: messenger RNA, 3135 nt
Organism: Alligator mississippiensis (American alligator)
Lineage: Eukaryota; Metazoa; Chordata; Crocodylia; Alligatoridae
Gene: DDX47
Product: DEAD-box helicase 47
Exons: 12
Coding region: 43-1389 (448 amino acids)
Molecular function (GO): nucleic acid binding; RNA helicase activity; ATP binding
Source: RefSeq, a predicted model, not a curated record